Molecule: messenger RNA, 4449 nt
Organism: Cladophialophora psammophila CBS 110553
Lineage: Eukaryota; Fungi; Ascomycota; Eurotiomycetes; Chaetothyriales; Herpotrichiellaceae
Product: lysophospholipase nte1
Exons: 2
Coding region: 1-4449 (1482 amino acids)
Biological process (GO): phosphatidylcholine metabolic process
Cellular component (GO): endoplasmic reticulum
Molecular function (GO): phosphatidylcholine lysophospholipase A1 activity
Source: RefSeq, a predicted model, not a curated record
AUGAAUGCCUCCGCCGCAAGUUCAAGUGUCCUGGUGGGACAUGGACAAUCGUCGCCUGGAAGGGGCUUUGUUGCUGCCCUCAUAUCCCUCGUGACUUUUCUCCCUCAUGCGUUGUUAUGGACCAUAGCAUUCUGUACAAUUACGCUGCCGACAUGGUUGUUCACUCUGUUUUCCAUGAGUUUGACCUUUACCAUGAAUUUCACCACCCUACUCUUAAUCAUCCUUGCAGUAGUCUCGACCGUCAGUUGGUUCGUCCGCUAUCGUUUCCUGAAUUAUUACACCCACCUACCUCAAGAACCACAGAGGAAGGAGCCGCAGAUAGAUCUAUUUCCAGACUCACAAGAUGGAGACUCGAAACCAGGGUUGGCCAACUACCUGGACGAAUUCCUUAGCGCAAUCAAGGUGUUUGGGUACCUGGAGAGGCCCAUCUUUCACGAAUUGACGCGGACGAUGCAGACUAGGAAGCUCAUUGCUGGGGAGACAUUGCUGCUCGAGGAAGAGAAAGGGUUUUGCUUGGUUGUGGACGGUCUGGUCCAGAUAUUUGUCAAGUCUUUGAGAGACUCGCCCGACGGCAGCAGCACCGGUCAAAUUGACUUAUUUGACGAAGACGAAGGAUAUCGCGAAGGCAAUCAGGGAUAUCAGUUGUUGACCGAAGUUAAGAAUGGAGCGUCAAUGUCCUCUUUAUUCUCAAUCUUGUCCUUGUUCACCGAAGAUGUCAAGUUACGCCAUGACGAUCAGGUUCCCAAUGGCCCGCGAUUGACCAACAACGUCACCCACACACCCGAUUCGAAUGUUGCCAGCCCGACAAUAGAUCCACCGACACCAGGAUCGGCCGUCAAUGGCAUUCUAAGCGAAACACAGAAGGCCAGGCUACCUAGCGUUCCACCCUUGACCCUUGGAUCUGCCUUUGAUGAGCGUCAUUAUAAGAAUCAUCAGGUCAGACCUAAGCUUUCGGUUUCUGCGCAUCCCGAUAUCGUGGCAAGAGCAGUGGUUGACACCACAAUAGCCAUCAUCCCAGCAAGCGCAUUCCGACGCUUGACUCGGGUGUAUCCCAAAGCAACCGCCCACAUAGUUCAGGUGAUAUUGACGAGACUGCACCGAGUGACGCUGUCAACCGCCCAUCAGUAUCUAGGGCUGACCUCGGAGGUCCUGCAGAUCGAGAAGCUAAUGAAUAAAUUCACCAGCUAUGAUCUGCCGAACCACCUUCGCGGCCAAGCCCUUGACAGGUUACGGGAUAAGUUUGCAAAGGAACGAGAAAGGAUUGGUCCCGAGGAGGGGACGAAGGGGAUAGCAUUGCAUAAUCCGACGGCAGGUCGACGGAGGUCUUCAAGCGGACUCCGCAAGGAAGCCGCCACAAUAGCCAGGCUCAAUGCAGCAAAGGGGGUUGCCUCUUCUUCAGCACCCGAUUCCACGCGCCCAGGAGUAGGUGACAGAAAUGUCAGCUCAGGUGAUCUGCACGGUGCGUCGAGGCCAAGUCAGAGACCAACCAGUCUUCACCUCCGCUCUACUUCGAACUGGACGAGUAUGGGAGCCCCGGACAGGUUCCGGUUAGAUCUGAGCCCGAUGGGAAACCGUGAACAACAGCCUUUUCGUCAAUCUUCGUUCGGCAACGACAUCCCGCAUAGACAAGAUUCAAUUCAUGAAGACAGCUUGUUUCGCGAAUCUGUGUUGGAAUGCAUGGCAAAAGCUCUCGGAUUGAGCGACUCAGUAACCCAGGCCUUGAAAGGAGCGCCAGUCUCGGUAGAGCAGUCUCCACGGCUCGUUUCCUAUGACGCAAAACGCCAAACGGCCAUUUUCAAUAAUGCUUUUGGUUUCAUUGACCCCUACGAAGGCUCGGCUGAUGGUGAGUCGGAAUCUGUGACGGCUUCGGCGGCGAGUGUUGGCGGCCCGCCGUACAGUCGUACUCUGAACGAAGAAUUAAUAGACGACGUCGAGAUUGUCUUUUUCCCUAAGGGCUCUGUUUUGGUUGAGCAAGGCGAACGAAAUCCGGGCCUUUACUAUGUUAUCGACGGUUUCUUAGACGUUAGCAUCCCUGUCGAAGAGAAAGAAGAAAAGCAAGAAUCGGACGAUCGCCAUCGGUCGCGGAGAGGCUCGCGAGACGACACAUUCCCACGUCUUCGAAGAACCAAAACUUCCAAUUCCCGAACCCAGUCGACUGCUGGCUUUCCUGGUCAGCCCAAAGAGAACAAAAGGAUGGUGCAAAAAACAUUGUUUUUGGUGAAACCUGGCGGCAUCGCCGGCUAUGUUGGGACCCUGUCGUCCUAUAGAUCGUUUACAGAUGUGACGGCGAAAACGGACGUCUAUGUGGGUUUCCUGCCUCGAUCGGCCUUGGAAAGGGUUGCUGAGAAAUAUCCCAUUGUCCUGUUGACGAUGGCAAAGCGGCUCACCAGUCUGCUCCCAAGACUGAUUUUGCAUAUUGACUUUGCUCUUGAGUGGGUACAAGUCAAUGCCGGUCAGGUCAUCCAUCAUCAGGGGGACGAUAGCGACGCCAUCUACAUCGUCCUCAACGGACGACUGAGAGCGGUCCGUGAGCUUGAAGGGGGAAAUAUGCGGGUGACAGGAGAAUACGGCCAAGGCGAGAGCAUUGGAGAGUUGGAGGUUAUGACCGAUGGCACGAGGCCUGCCACCCUUCACGCUAUACGUGACACGGAGCUGGCCAAGUUCCCGCGAAGCCUCUUUAACAGUCUGGCACAGGAGCACCCCAAUAUCACCAUCCAAAUCUCGAAGUUGAUCGCACAGCGUAUGCGAGCGCUUAUCGAAGCUCCGUUGACAGAAAAAGGUCAAGAGAGGAAGAGAGCCGCAUUGAGUGACUCAAGUACAUCUACUCUAAAUCUCCGAACGAUAGCGGUGUUACCUGUCACAGUCGGGGUUCCAGUCGUUGAAUUUGGGAACCGGUUGCUGGCAGCAUUGAGCCAGACCGGGAUGCCAAAUGGCGUUACGUUGCUGAACCAAGCCAUCAUCCUCAACCAUCUCGGCCGACACGCCUUCAAUCGCAUGGGUCGUUUAAAACUAUCACAGUACCUUGCCGACCUCGAAGAGAAAUACGGAAUGGUGCUGUACAUUGCAGAUACCAAUGUAAAUGCCCCUUGGACCCAAACUUGUAUCUCGCAAGCAGACUGCAUUCUGCUGGUUGGCUUGGCUGAGAGCUCACCAAGCAUUGGUGAGUACGAGCGAUUCCUUCUGGGAAUGAAAACAACUGCCCGGAAGGACCUGGUCCUACUCCACGUCGACCGAUAUUCGCAACCGGGCUUGACCAGGAAAUGGAUGAGUAAUCGAAUGUGGAUCAACGGUGGUCACCAUCAUAUCCAGAUGGCAUUUCGUGUGAGCCCGGAGGCUACGCCUCAUGCUCCGCCUAGAAAGUUUGGUUCAGCAAUCAAGCAAAGUGUCCAAGUCAUUCAGGCAGAGAUACAGAAGUACACCUCUCGCAGAGUCCGCCAAGCUCCACUAUAUUCAGCUGACACUCCUUUCAAAGGCGACCUGCAUCGACUUGCGAGACGACUCUGCGGCAAAUCAGUUGGGUUGGUCCUUGGUGGGGGCGGCGCGCGCGGCAUUUCACAUAUUGGGGUCAUCAAAGCUCUAGAAGAGGCAGGCAUACCCAUCGACAUCGUUGGGGGUACUUCGAUCGGUGCAUUCUUGGGAGCGCUCUAUGCUCGCGACGCAGACGUUGUGCCUAUGUACGGACGCGCGAAGAAAUUCGCCGGGCGGAUGGGCAGUAUGUGGCGGUUCGCACUGGACCUAACUUAUCCCUCGGCCGCAUAUACCACAGGUCACGAGUUCAACCGUGGCAUGUUCAAGGCCUUUGGGGAUUCGCAGAUCGAAGACUUCUGGUUGCCUUUUUACUGCAAUACGACAAACAUCAGCAAAUCUCGCGCCGAGAUCCACACGUCGGGCUAUGCAUGGAGGUAUGUGAGGGCAAGCAUGUCCCUCGCCGGCCUUAUCCCGCCGAUCUGCGAUGAAGGCAGCAUGCUCCUCGACGGUGGAUAUAUCGACAACCUGACCGUCCAACACAUGAAAUCUCUUGGAACAGAUCUCGUAUUCGCAGUCGACGUCGGCGCCGUGGACGAUGAUACCCCGCAACAAUACGGAGACACCCUCUCCGGCUUCUGGUCCCUGCUCAACCGAUGGAAUCCUUUUUCUUCGAUACCUAAUCCUCCUACGUUGUCCGACAUCCAGGCUCGUCUCGCUUAUGUUUCCUCGGUCGACGCGCUCGAACGGGCAAAAGCUACGCCAGGUUGUAUAUACAUGCGUCCUCCCAUUGAAGCCUAUGGGACGUUGGAGUUCGCGAAAUUUGACGAGAUAUACGAGGUCGGGUAUAGUUAUGCAAAGGAAUUCCUUGCGAGAUUGAGGAGUGAAGGGGAGCUGAAUGGCAUUAUUGAUGCUUGGGUGGGUGCGAGUGACGAGGGGAAGAAGAUGUUGAGGGCGAUGGCGCCGAGACGGGCGAGUAUUUGA